UGUUCUUUAAUUACAAAUUGUCACAAAAUUGGGAUGGUUUAAUGAAUUUACAAUAAUCCAAAGUAUUGCCAAGAGGUUGAAUAACAAACCUGGCCACACUGUCUGCAGCUGUAGCUGAUUGCGGCAUGAUUAUCUAAACAUUGUGGGAAUUUAAGAAUAGGAAAUAUUAAAAAUGAACGUGAGCACUCGAUUCCUAAUAAAUAGGCUGGGAAAACAGUGCGCUUUCAAUCGCAUUGUUACAUAUUCCACGAAAUCGACCGAACAUGCUGCCGCUAAUGCUGUAGAAACAGAAAAGGAACCAAAGAUAAAGGAGACGACAGCUUCUACUGCAUCGGAAGCAUCAAUUCCAAUCCGAAAACCUGUUAUACCAGCCAAUUAUCGGUUCAUCUACCCCGAGUUUUUGCCUGAUCCCAAGAUAGAAUGGCGGAACCCAAUCCGGGAGAAGCUUGAACGCAUGGACAUGUUGGACCGUCGCCGCCAAAUUGACCUGCCAGAGUUUUAUGUGGGCUCCAUAAUGGCGGUGACAAGCUCCGAUCCGCAUGCAGAGGGAAAGGUUAGUCGUUUCGUGGGUAUCUGCAUUCACCGGGAUCGCUGUGGACUGCGCGCACGCUUCAUUCUCCGAAACGUGAUUGACCACCAAGGUAUAGAGGUGAUCUAUGAACUGUACGAUCCCACUAUUCAGAAGGUUGAGGUCCUGCGAUUGGAAAAGCGUCUGGAUGACAGUCUCUUUUAUUUGCGAGACGCUCUACCGGAAUACAGCACCUUCGACGAGAACAUGGAGGCGGAGCAAUUGGAGGAGGGCGCGCCUGUGCCGGUUAACGACAUUAAGGUAGUGCUACGUCCGCGUCCUUGGCUUGAACGCUGGGAGCGUCAAAAUUUGCGUGGAGUCGCCAACAUUGAUCAGUAUCUGAAGGACAAACACCGUCAGUCUGCCCGAAGAGUGCAGAAGCCGUGGGAGAAGUACGACUUGAUGAAACAAUACCGCGCCACAAUACCCGAGGAGGAACAGAAUGAAAUAUUCGCUGAAGUGUACGCCGAACUCCACGCCCAGGAGCUCCAGCGCAAGCGGAACAAGCGAAAGCGUACCUUUGUAAAACCAAAGCAACUGGCGUAAUUUCCUUGUUUGUUGAUUUGUAGUCCAUUAAAAAAUAUUACAUAAAAAAUUCA
Messenger RNA from Drosophila ananassae, 1167 nucleotides. It is a transcript of the gene mRpL19, whose product is annotated as 39S ribosomal protein L19, mitochondrial. Gene Ontology annotation, biological process: translation. Lineage: Eukaryota; Metazoa; Arthropoda; Insecta; Diptera; Drosophilidae. Gene Ontology annotation, molecular function: structural constituent of ribosome. Bases 173 to 1114 code for a protein of 313 amino acids. Gene Ontology annotation, cellular component: ribosome; mitochondrial large ribosomal subunit. The record is from RefSeq and is a predicted model, not a curated record. The transcript is spliced from 2 exons.